GGAAGGGAACCAUGUCAGCAAGUCGAAGUGUGUCUGUGACUAUUCCUGGACGACGAGGCGGCAGUGGUGCUGGUGCUGGUGCUGGUGCUGGUGUUGGUGCUGGUGGUGGUGGUGGAGAUGGUGCUGGUCGUGCUGCUGGUGGCACGGGAGUCGGGCAACAUGCAGGUGGUGAUGUUUUCACCGCAUCGACACCUCCGUCGUUUCAUGCAGAGUCUCCCUCGUUUUCAAUGUUGGGUGAUCCAAGGACUCAAGAGUCGUUUUCUUCCACUUGGGAAGCUCCCUUGGUGGUACGUUGCUCAUGGGGUGAUGAGAUGAGGAGGGGGCACCAUGCAACUGUUCACUAUGUGCCUGAUCACCAUGCGCCUGAUCACUAUGCGCCUGACAACCAUGUGCCUGUUCACUAUGCGCCUGACAACCAUGUGCCUGAUCACUAUGUGCCUGAUCACCAUGCGCCUGGUCACUAUGCGCCUGAUCACCAUGCGCCUGAUCACUAUGCGCCUGACAACCAUGCGCCUGAUCACUAUGUGCCUGAUCACUCGCAACGUGUUUGUGGCCUCGCCCAGCAUCGACAUGACGACGACAAAGCUGGUGAAGCACACGUUUGUGUGGAAGUACCCGUGCACCUCGGCGGUGCUGCGCGGAUCGUUCACCUCGCCGCCGUGGGCAGUCUCCAUCCCUCUCACCAUCACCGCAGACGGUGCAAAGGCCUCGGUCACAGUCCUCAUUCCUCCAGGCGAGCACACCUACAAGUUGGUCGUCGAUGACGAAUGGCACCUUAUCUCCUACCUUCCGAUCUGCGUCGGCUCGGACGGCAUCGUCAACAACCUCCUUGUUCUCGACGAAGCCGAAGCCGAACUCGCCGAUCCCUCCCGCCUGAAGGAGGAGAACGCUCGGAGAGAGGUGGAGCUCUUGGGAUCUAAUCUGCAGUCUGGAACUCCCGCAUCAAACCAGGCUCACGCAGGCGCCCUGGUCGGCUUGCAAGCACAGCUCCAUGCCAAGGACACGCUGCUCUCGCAGGAGCGAGAAAAGGUGCUCGAGCUCCGCAAGGCGCUCGAGGUGAGCAAGAACGAGGCUGAUGAGCUCCGCCGCCUGCAGUCGGUGCGGGAAGAGUCGGAGAAGGCCGCCGAGGUCCUCGAGCUGCAGCAUGUUAUCCUCGAGCUGCAGCACGAGAACGCCGAGCUGGAGCGGAUGCUUCACGCCUCGACUUCGGCUGUCCACAAAGAACUGGCCAAGCAGCAAGAUGCUCACGCGAGCGAGAAGGCCGAGCUGCUCGCCCAGCUCGACCACGCCAACCACUCAGCCGCCGAGGCCGAACGGUCCAUGGACCUCGACCGCGACUCGGAGCUCCGCAACGCCCACAAGGGCAUGGUCGAGGCCCAGUCCGAGGUCCGCGCGCUCACCCGCUCGCUCAACGACACCCGUGCGCUCCUCCGCGACUCUCAGGAGCGCAUCGCCGAGCUGGAGGACCAGCUGCGCAACCGCGAAGCUGCCAUCGACGGCCACGCCGAGCAGCUGUCGCGGCUCGCAGAUCACUCGUCGUCGACCGACGCCAAGCGACUGCGCGACAUUGUGUCCACCCUCGAGGCCGAGAAGCGAGGUCUGGAAGCCGUCGUCCGCGCUGGCUCGCACUACCGGUCAUCGCUGCCGGAUGCCCCGCUCCCGGCCAUGACCUCAGGCCCGGCGCGCGAGAGCCAGCCAAUUGACCCCAAUGCGGAUGCUGCCGUCCUGCUUGCGCAGCUGGAGAACGCCCGCGCGCAAAACGCCCAUCUCACUUUCCAGCUCGAGGAGUACGAGACCGAGAACGCCGAGCUCCGGGCGCUGCUGGCCGAGCUCAAGGCCAAGGCGCCUGGCGGCGCCCUCUUUAGCGACGAUCAGCCGCCGCCGGCCGACUCGGAGUCGGCUGAUGACCAGCCGUCGUUCAACGGCUCCGAGUCUAUCUUCAACUCGGUGGCGGCGGCGCUCAACGAGCAGUCGCUGGCCUUUGUGGACGACAGUGUCGGCGAUGGCGCCGCCCUCGACCGCGUCGUCGUCAACACGCCACAGCCCGGAGUCAUGUCGGUGGCGGCCUCGCCGGGCGCCUCGAUUUUCCGCGCCACCCCGUCGCCGCGUGGACAGCAGGGUGCGGCUUCAUCGGCGCGGUCCCGCCCGAGCUCGGGCUCACGAAUGCCGCUGGCGCCGUCGCCGCGCAGGCGGUCACCAUCGCCGACCCGCAAGCACGCGUCCAAGCUUGCGCCAACGCCGUCCGCUGCGAUCUUUGCCUCGCGAUCGCGGGCCAACUGGUGGCCGCAAAAAGAGCUUGACGCUCGGCUCUCGGCCUCGCGCCUCGCGCGGCGGGCUUGGAAGCCGCCCGGCCCCAAGCCGCCUGGCCCGAACGAGCCGUCCAUCACCACGGCGCACAAGCGCGACGAUGCCUAGCGGUGCAAGUCUGAACACAUGACGGUACGAAAUGAACAAUUUCGUCCAUCGCGCAAGCCGCGCGCUCUGCGACGCUCCACAGACGU
Molecule: messenger RNA, 2501 nt
Organism: Thecamonas trahens ATCC 50062
Lineage: Eukaryota; Apusomonadida; Apusomonadidae
Exons: 3
Coding region: 328-2415 (695 amino acids)
Source: RefSeq, a predicted model, not a curated record